AUGGAAGGAAGUAAUGAUCCAAGGUUCCUAUCAUCUCCUCAAAUGAACUCUAUCCAGGAGGAAGACUCGCCGACGACUAACGAGCAAUUGAAGGAAACACCUUCCAAGAACAAUAACAACAGAUUGUCUACCUAUGGAGAUAUACAAAUGAACAGUCGAAAUACGACACCGUUUGUGCAACCUCGUCCCUUUUUUGCUUCACCAAAGGCAAAAUCUAGACCUACUUCCGCCUUUUAUUCUGCUGCAGAUGGUAAUAAUUCCAGUUCAAGUUUAAUUUACAAUCCAUCUUUUAGCUUUGGAGAAAAUACUACACUUAAUCCACAAUUAGAAUCUCCUAAACCUUCGAUAGUUACUCCACAACCGCAAGCUUCUAGGAGUGAAGGUAGAAGACACUCUCUAAAAUAUGUGCCAGGAACAAACUUGCCGCCGCCAACAAUGACAAGAUCCAAGUCUCCUGAUAGAUCUGCAUCACCAGAGAUGUUAUCAACAACUUCAAAGAGGUCGUCACUUAUUUUAGAUUCACCCUUUGACUUUAGUCCCGCUACCUUGAAUCCUCAAAGACAUCUAUCUCAUCAACAAACUCCACCUUCAUCAGCAUCUAGGGCUUCAUUCCGUAAGGGACAUCGUUACAAGCAUUCUUCCGUUUCGAUGAACUUUUUCCAAGAACCAGAAGUAAAGAUACCUUUAAAUAUUGCCAAGGCACUACCUAUUCCAACAUUCCAUGAUUUAAUUAAGAAUUUAAUGUGGCCAAAGGCACAUUUCCAAUUGGCCAUUGCCGGUUUGCAAUGCAUUUCAUGUCUAAUAACAUUCCAAUUGGGUCAUUCUAAAUCAUGGAAUAAUUUCAUCACGUUAUCUCAUUUCAUCACAUACGAUAUCUUGGGAUCUUUAGUCAUUAUCUUAGUGGAGAAUUUAUCACAGUUUGAAGUUUGGUCCACGGGGACGAUAACAUUCCCUUUUGGUCUCAAUAGAAUUGAUGUUUUACUAAGUUUCGCUCUAGCAAUUUCUUUAUGUUUUGUUGGAUUGGAUCUUCUGUUCCAUAUCUUGGAAGAACUCAUUGUUCUAUUCGUGGAAUUAUCUGAAACGAAGGAUCAUCAUGACGAAAUUGCAUCCCAGAUCCCACAUUCACACCAUUCUAAUGAACUAUUAUCAUUCUCCGAAGGCAAUUUGAAACUUUGGUAUACGAUCUUGGCUAUGAAUCUAAUACUUUCCACGUUAUCGUUAUACAAAACUUUCUACGCAAACAAGAACAGUAAAUUAAAGACAAAGAAUCCAAUUGUUACUAUAACAUACACUUCCUACUUAUGUGUCUAUCCUAUUUUAAUUAAUUGGCUUUCAAACAUCUCCGAUUAUUUGGCCGCAUUUUCCAUUGCCAUAUUUAUUUUGAUCCAUGGAUUAACCAUUGUAGAAUGGACAUCAACAAUCCUAUUAAUGGGAUUUUCAACAACAACAUUAUCAGGGUCCACUUUCUUGAAUCAAGAGGAGUUGAAUCAAGAAUCAACAACGGAAAAGAAAAGAGAGGUGAGAAAAAGAUCACAAAGUACUUUACCCGUCUCUGUGGUUACAACCUCUGAUAGUUCUUCAUCUUCGUUCUUUUCGAUAUUUAGUUGGAAGAAACGUUCACCAAAUCAUGAUCCAGUGAUGGUUAAGGGAAUGAUAAAAGAACAGAUUGAGAAUCUACCUGAAUUUAAAUCUAGAUGCCAAUUAGACUAUAAGGAUUUACUAAUUGCCAAAGUCGACUUCAAUAGCUAUAUUGCAUUAAUUAAGUUAACUUUAAAAGGUGGGUCGAAUAAUGAGGAAUUAUUGUUAAGGCUUGCCGUUGACAAGUGCAUAAGGCGAAAUUUGAACACUGUUGAAACUACCAUAGAAAUUGAUAGAAUUUAA
Molecule: messenger RNA, 1881 nt
Organism: Naumovozyma castellii
Lineage: Eukaryota; Fungi; Ascomycota; Saccharomycetes; Saccharomycetales; Saccharomycetaceae
Gene: ZRG17
Product: Zn(2+) transporter ZRG17
Exons: 1
Coding region: 1-1881 (626 amino acids)
Source: RefSeq, a predicted model, not a curated record